GAUGAAACCUACACCCAAGGAUAUUGAGAUAAAAGUGACAUAGCAGAAAGAAUGACGAAAAUGGAAAAGAUUCUCAUGUAAGUGUACACGUCAGCUAGGACUAGGGAUAUUUUCUUCGUUUCCUUGAUACUCUCCCCACCCUGACCCUGCUGCUGAAGCAUCCUUCUCCGGUUAAUUUAGAGUGAAUGAUUCUUAUGCAUUAUAAUCAGGACACUGAAUAUCUGGAAUACCAGUUGGAAAGGAAAGCCUUCUGUUUUAUGUGAGAAGGAAACAUUAAUUAAGAGAUUUGUGAUCUUCUUUGAUAAAAUACGAGAAGGUAAAAAAACCUGAGUUCCUUUAGCUGAAGAUAUAUGGGGAACUGCAAAGAGUUACGUUUAACAUUAAAUGCUAUUAAUUGAUUCUAUGCUGGCAAUGUCUUUUCUUUGUUCCUGUGAGUGCUGCAAAUGAUAGUUGCGAGGAUGUGGAGGUUUUGCGUAGUUGCGUUAGCUUUGAUUCACCAUCAUUGCUUUCAGUAUGGAUGAAGAAUUUGCUACACUAACAUCAUUAGUGAACUCUUCAUCUUGUCUCUUGCCCCACGUUUUCUCUACUCUUUCUCUUCUUACUUCCAUUUAAGCAUUAGGAGGUUUUCAAUUUUCCAUGGAGCUGAUGGGUCCUGUUAACUACGCUGGCAAAAAGUAAAGACUAAAGAGCAUUUUGAGGACAUAGAGUGACUGGUUCAACUAUUUCAUUAAAGGUUUCGUACACGGAAGGUGAUGAAGAAGUACUAAAUCUUACACUGGAAAAAUGGGAGUUUGUCGGAGAUGACUCUAUGUCAGAUACGGAAGAAGCAGCUGAAUGCCAAAGUCCUGAUCCUUCCCAUGAAAUAGGUGGAGAUGCUUCCUCUAGCAAAUCAGAAGGAGCAGAUGCAAGAUCUGAUUGUAAAUCCAGAGUUCAUGCCAAAUUUUCGGAUAACAUGUUUGGUGAUAAAAUUAAGGAUGCUAGGGAUGGUAAAUUUGAGGAUCUUUCUAAAAAAGCUCGUCUUAAAUCUAAUGUUGAUGGCUCCACAGGAGAUGGGAAAUCAAAAGAUAAUGGUGGCACACCAAAGACCGGCUCGAAGCCAAAGUCGGGAAAUCCCGAGGAGAAUGGCCGUGAUAAUAAGCAAGAGGAUGAAGAGGAGAAUGAUGAGGGUGGGGAAGAGGCUGGUUUAGUGGAGGGCCAAGAGGGAUUCGGCAAUGUGAAUGUAGGGCCGACUGUCGAGCCCCUUGUUCCAAAUUUGGCGUCUUAUAGCUUGUGGGAGGAGACAGAGGAGACGAAUGAGCGUGAUUCGGCUCCUUGGACAUCUGAGAGAGAGACACUUUGUGGUCCUCGUAGGUGGAGAGAGGGCGACUAUGUGGUGUCGUGCGUUCCUGAUGGGAGCGUCAUCGUGACAUCGGAAAUGAAGGAGAAAAUAAAGUUGUCCCCUGGUGCUUUGUUUGCCGAGGUUCAGGAGGAGCAUCGACCUUUAUUGUCCGACAUCUUUUUUCAGUGGCCCAGUACCUUUGUUCGGCUUGGCAAUGUGAGUGCAAUAUGUAGAAAGUUUGCUCUAGAUUCCUUGGUAUCUUUUGUGGAGGUGUUGGAGAAUGUGAGUUUACCCAAGGCUACGCCCCAAGAUUUCGAAUCUGUGUAUGAUUGUCUUGAGACAUUGGUACGUUAUCGAUUAGAGGUUGAUUGGCUCCGUAAGAGGAUAGAUCAGAUGGCUUCACUUCUUGAGCUCUCGGUUGUGCGGCACCAGUUGGAGAAGGUAAGCAAGGAGUUGGAGGAGAUUGAAGUGGUGGCGAUGCGGUUGAAAGACAAGAAGAAAGGGCUUGAAGGACGGGUAGCCGAACUUGAGAGUGUCGGCUCGGGAAGGUUUGACGUGUCUAGUCACGCGGGUCAAGGUUUGAGGCGGUGAAGGAGUAUUUUGCUCUCAGGGGGUUCACCACCCCCCACCCCCCCCCCGCCUCCCCCCUUUUUUAUUUUUAUUUUUUAUGCUCAACUCUUUUGUAUUAUUUUGAAUCGUCAUAUGAGCACUAGUAGGGGUAGUAUUGGGAAACUUAGCGAAAGAUCGGAGGAAGAGCGUUUUGGUAGUUUGCCUUCUUUUCGUACUUCCAUCCUUUUUUGGAAACAGACUUUUGGUAAUGAAUGCACGGAGUUUUCUUGUCUUGCAA
Rhododendron vialii is the source of this 2165-nucleotide messenger RNA. RefSeq lists its product as uncharacterized. The record is from RefSeq and is a predicted model, not a curated record. The coding region runs from base 809 to 1909 and encodes 366 amino acids. NCBI's taxonomy places the organism in Eukaryota, Viridiplantae, Streptophyta, Magnoliopsida, Ericales, Ericaceae. The transcript has 5 exons.